UCAGUUUGAACAUCGCGGCUCGACGUUGCGCAGCCUUAUUUCUAUCACACCGCUAUUCCCUAAAAAAGCAAAAGGAAAAAUUCCGUAAGCCGGGCAGCGAAUCGCGUGUUGUGUUUCGCGUUAGAACUCUCAUUCGUGUGCCAGUGCCACAUCUUUUUACAAAGUGCUCUAGCUAUUUUUCUGCUCUCCGGUGCCGGGAUGAAUUCACACUGGAUCGUCGUAGGCCUUGCGCUCCUCUGCUUUGCUCAAGUUUGGGCCAAGCCAGCCAGCAAAGAUGACGGCAGCGAUUACCAAGAGGACGACGUGCAGGAAGAAAGAGAGGUCGACUACAGCGAAGGACCAGUAGUAGCUAUCUCUCCGCCCCAGACGCUGUUCGUUCCACCCGGUGCUAGUGUCUUUCUACCUUGCGAAAUCCAAAACACGGAUCAAUUCGCAAUCGAAUGGAGAACGGGUACGGACGUCGAGCUGUACGUGGAUAAUUUGAAAUUAACACAGAACCCUGACAUCAACAAAGAGCUCAACAAUACCCUCGUAAUCCGAAACGUGAAAGUAGGCGACACUGGCGAGUACAAGUGCAGAGCUCUGACUAACCCGCCGGUCACCAUCUUGCACAAAGUGUUUGUUCAGUCCGAAGGCAUCACAGUACUGCCAAGUGACAAGAAUGACGUGGAUCAGGGUGCUUCUCUCACCCUUACUUGUCAGGCUGGCGAAGAUAUCAAACCCCUUGCUAUGUAUUGGUCUCGCGCGGGUCAGAGAUUGAAAGGCGAAGAAAGCAAAGUCAAAGGACAGAUUUUUGCGAUUUCAUUGAACAUCAAGAAUGCCACGAGACACCUUGCCGGCGUGUACCAAUGCGUCGUUGAAGUCGGAGCAAAUAAUCCCAUUAUCAAGUACAUCUCUCUCAAAGUCAGACACGCGCCUGAGAUCGAGUACGCAUACGAGGAAGCGAAUGGACACAAGCAUCAUAUCAGCCAUUACUCGACGUCGAUCGGUACAACUGUGAAUAUCACUUGUUUGGUUCACGCUCAUCCGGGUGUCAACAAACUCGUUUGGAUUCACAAUGGCAACGAAGUCAAGAUCGACAGUGUCAAUUACUUCAAGGAUGACAAGCCCAAGAGCCACCAUACUCUUGGAAUUAGAAACGUGACCAAAAACGAUUUUGGAAUCUGGCAGUGCAGAGCACACAAUGUUAUUGGCCUAGCCCUUGGUCCAGAAAUCACGCUCAAUGAUGCCCCUGGACAGCCACGGUUCGAAUCAGGUGAGGGCAUCGAGGAUAGUAUUGAGCUUCGCUGGAAAGUCUUCAGUUUCAAACCCAUUAAUAAAACCGAGUUUUUGUACCGUAAACACGGCGAAACCGAAUGGAAACAUGGUGUUGCUAAGGUCGAUUCCAGUAUUGGUAAGGAGCAAAUUAUCAUUACGACCAUUAAGAACAUUUCUGGCAAACACGAAGCUAAAGUGAGAGCAAGCAACGACGACGAACAUCUUGAUAUGCAUGAUGUUGUAUGGGGACCCUAUUCUGAUAUCAAGAAAUUUGACGGAGAACAUGGAGAAACUAAAGCAUUAACUGGGGGAUCAUCGGGGAUACCAAAUGUGAUGUGGACAUUGAUAUUUAUUAUCGCGCCAUUGGCUUACGUGUGUCUUUAAUUCGUCAAUCGUGUUAACUCAACAUAGGUACAUAAUUUUCAGCCAAAGCGUUCACCAGUAGACCUCGUGAUAAUCACACAAGUACACAGACCGCAACACACAUCGAGCUACGCAAUGGAAAUGAAAAAAGUUAGCGGCAUAUAUGAUAUACCUAGGAAAAGAAGCGUCUCCGUCUUUCUCAACUCGCUUAUCAACAAAAACUAGAUUCAGCCUUGCGCUAUGCGCACACGAAGUGUCUCAUAGAGCCAAAGAUGAUUUCACUCUCUUUCAUCUAUGAACGAUGCUCGUCGAUUCAGUCGGAUAUCGGCACAAGUCAUUGUCACAAGUGCAACUUACUCUUAGUAUUUGUUAGAUUGCGCGAGUCUGGAAACAUUAGCCGCUUCGAGACUUCUUUUUAUAUUUUUCUUUGUCAUUUAUGUUGCGAUUAGUAGUACACGCAAUUUUCUGUAACUGCAUUGUCAGCUUUCAUAUACAUAUAUAUAUAUAUCCUCGUGAUAUUGUUCUUUCAUAGUCAAGGGAGUACAAUUGUUUUUUCUUCAAAUUUUCGAUUUACGAUAAAAUUGUAUGGGCAAUAGUAAAUUUAGUGUGUUCAAUAUUGAAUCAUGUUUUAUGUAAAAAAAUGAUGAUACUAUGUUCACCAUGAUUUUACAAGGUGCCUUAAAAAAAUUUUACCGACAAUGCGAAAUUCAUAUACAUACGCAAACACAUACGUGCGCGCGCGUACACAAGCACACACACAAUAUUCUACAAUUUUUAACGCCGUACGCUUUACUUAGAAGGAUUUUGUAAAACAGAUGAAUAGAAGGUGUGGGGGAUGACUGCAAAUAACAUUUGUAAAGUGUGUUGAAUUAUUUAUCUUCGUGUAUAAAUAUUAUUUAAUGACGCGGUUAUCAAUUGUUAUUCAUAGUCAUUUUUCAAUUUGAAGAAAGUUUAAAGCUCGCAUGAGAGAAAAAGUAAAUUAAUUUACUUAUUCCUUGACACUUAGAAAAAUUCACUCUUAUAGAGUGAACAUUGUGGAGUGGAAUCCAACUUCGAACCAUUUGUAUUCAUUCGUUGUUACAAAAAAUCAUAUAUUUUUAUUCAUCACGAGUCUCCUAGGUGUGCCAUUUUUACGUUUGCGUUUUGUUAGUGGAGGUCAUGAAAAAUGUAGAGUAACAGCAAAAUAAGUAAAGGAAAUAAUAAGAGCAUUUAAAUUUUAUGGAAUUACGAGGAUAAGAUAUAUAAGAGAUAUUCUAUACAUUAUAUAUUUUAAAUAAUCUAUAUACAGAACGAAAACACAAAACGGCAUCAUCGCUCUACGGCUAAGUAUUCACCUUUACAUGAAUAAGUCAAAAUACAGAUAUAUACACAAUUGAUACUAUAAUUUAUUUUUGUAUGCUUGACUUAUGGAAGGAGAAAUUAAAUCUGCGUUCGAUGUUGUUAAAACGCUUUAGCAUUAUUAUUACAAAGCAAAGUUGUCGAAGCAUCGAACGAUAUUCUUCUUCUAUUUUUUUUAAUUUUUUAACUACUGUAACUUAUUUUUUAGAAAGUUCAAAACUUUUCGCAAUCAGUGUAAGCGUUUGUAUCAAUUAAAUUAAUCAUUUUGAUUCUGCUUAAGUUUUGUUAAAGAAGCUAAUCUAAGAACGUGCAUGUGUAAUUUAGAAAUUUGGUUUUUGAAAUGGAACAUAAAUGAAGCAGCUAUAAAUUGAUAUAGUAUUUUGAAUUGCCGUUAAAUCAUCGUUGUUUUGAGAAGAAAAAAUUAAGUGCUGUUAGCUGAACGUGGAUUACGUAAAAUCGAAAUUACAAGUAAAAAUUUUUAACAAAGAUACAGCAAUGUAACGUAAAGUUGUUUUAAAAACUAUUACUACUACAUACUAUACAAUUUCUUUAAAAAAAGUAGACGAGUAAAAAUAUAAUAUACGUUACCUAAGAUAUACAUACCUAUUAUAACUGUAACUGUGCGAUUGUUAAGAAUGAAUGUGUGUUAUAAUAAUGUGAAUACGUGAAAGAUGGAGCUCGUUGAUGCUAGCGCGACAUAUGUCUUAUUAUUAUUGUAUUAAUAAAUGUAGGUUUUAUUUCAAAUAGUUCUCCACUGAAGAUAUUUUUGUAUGAAGAUGAUAUCUCAUUCUGAAUCCCAAAGAAUUUUCUUACAUUAUAUCUCCGUUCUCCAUAAUCGUCCUAUCUUUUUACAUUCAAUGUAUUUACUUUGUCUAUAUUCAAAUUCGUUGAUAAACUAGAAAAGAAAACCGAUUUUUCAAACAAAAAUAUAUUUACUG
Molecule: messenger RNA, 3896 nt
Organism: Phymastichus coffea
Lineage: Eukaryota; Metazoa; Arthropoda; Insecta; Hymenoptera; Eulophidae
Product: cell adhesion molecule 3-like
Exons: 9
Coding region: 199-1641 (480 amino acids)
Source: RefSeq, a predicted model, not a curated record